AUGGCGGACGAUCACUCGGCGGGCGACGCCGCCGUGGGCCCGGAGGAGUCCAAAUCCGCCGCGGCUGCGAUUGAUACCAAAACCAUCGCUGUGAACCGGAAGGCCUAUCUGCUCAGCCUGGUUCCGGACCUGACGCUCGACGAGAUCUGGAUGCUGCAAGAACGCCUUGCCAAGCUCGACCUACGGACCGACAUCUUUGCCCGCCUGCCGCCGGAGCUGCAGUUUAUGGUGGCCGACAGCCUGGGCCCGGCCGACCUGGGCUGCUGUUUGCACGUGUCGUCCAUGUGGCGGAGCGCCUUCUUGCACGAGUCCAUGCGCAAGGACCUCGCACGGCGGUGCUUCCCGUCGCUGUUGGAAUACGUCGAUGCCGUGCGGACGGAGAUGGCCAAGGCGGGCACCGACGGAGCCGUUGCACAGCGUGACGAGACCACCGAACGGACUGAGAGCACCGGAGACUCCAACGACACCAAGAGCGCCGACAACGCGGAAGGGACCGACAUCGUCGACAACACCGGAGCGGCCGGCGGCCAAAACGAAAAGGACCACAACGCCCACGUCGACCUGAUAUUUUCCGAAACGGCACGCAAGUACGCGCUCCGGGCGCUCGGUCGCUUCCGAUAUGUGUUCCGUCACUGCCGGACGCCGCCGUUCACAGUGGCAGAAAAGGCGGCCGCCAGGAUAGCAGGGAAGCCAGUGAGCGAGGUCACGGCGAGCGAGUCAACAUGGCUGGACCAAGGACGCCCGCUCGCUCGACGGAGAAACAAAAUACGGCAACGGCGGCAGCAACAACAACAGCAACAACAGCAACAACCGGAGCCAAGCUACGGAAUGGUGUAUGCCGAGGCCGUACAACGGGUAUGGCAGCCGCCACGGCCGCACGACCUCUUUCAGAACCGGGCGGAUCCAGCCCUCGAUCUGCACAGUGAUGAAGACGACGAGGACGACGAAGACGACGGCGUUGUCUCGUUUCACGGGGCAGACUACGCAUACGGUCGACUUGCAUGGCAGUGCCUGCGGAACAACGACACGUGGUUUCUUGUGGAUGACUUGCGUGAUGGGCGGCGGCUCCCUCUCUGUGUGCCAAACGACCACCGGCGAGGCGAUUCGUUCUUGCUCGUUGGCUUUGGCGACGAAUUGCUGCUGGCGGCGUCAGGACACCGCAUACUCGCCUGGAACUUCGUCACCGGCGAACAACAAGACAAGCAGCUUCCAGCACAGAUGGACACCGUGCAGACGCUUGGCAAGCGCACCUGCAUCUUAGCGGACGGCCACGUGUACUUUUGGGAGUUUGGCGGCAUGCUCCGCGAGGUCGAUAUGAGUGGCCUGGACGAGAAGCACCGGCAGCCCGACGUCGACGGCCGCCUGCCGAGCUUCUUCAUCCUCGACCCUGUCAACGAAGCCGUCUUUUACCUGGGCAACUUUGAGCUCGACGGGGGCCAGAUGGGCCGCAACGGCAAGCUCAGCUUCCACCUGCACAUGUUUGACGACCUCCGCUACAAGGAAACCUUUUCCGACCACAUCCACUUUGACAACUACGCCUUCCCCCGCUGCCUCAUAGAGGCCACCGUGCGCCGCAACGCGCGCGGGCUGUACUCCCUGGCGUCGUGGCGUGCAGGCUCCGGCGCGCCAGGCCCUACACGCAGUGUGUCGACCGGCGAGGUCGUCGGCGUGGCAUCACUCGCGUUCAACAUCUACACAAAAACGUUUUCGCUGUCCUUUUUCAGCCUGCCACCCGCGACACCGGCCGCAGGCCGCGAGGGCGCGCAGCUGAUUCGCAUACACAUCUGGAACGACCAGGUCAUCACCAUUGUCGACCGAUACCGCGACGCGCCGCAGGGCAAAGUGCUCCGCUCCAAGCCGCUGCUCUUUGCGUUCGACGACGAGUACAGCGAAGCCGCGCGCUGUUCGGCGGCGAAGCCGUUCUCGAAAGUGCCCUUGUAUACGUCAACGGUGGACGACGAGGAUGACAUGGACGAGUUUGAAAGCAACAGCAAAAGCCAAGACGCUACGGGUGCUACGAGUGCACGACCUCCGCAAGCGCAUUGCAACACCCACGUCAAGCCCGAGCUCCGGCAGCAGGUGCGCUUCGACGGUCUGGACCCAGGGACCCCCGGCCAGUGGCUGCAGGACGACGACGACUGGACCAAGAACAAUUGUCUGCUGCGGUUCGCGCUCGACGUGGACUCGUCGCCGUCCCGUGCGGACCCCUACCGGCCGGCGCACAUCGGCUCGUAUUUCAUGCAGGGCGACGACGACUUUCUCGUGUUCCGGCACGACAACGAAUACACCAUCUGGAGCUUCCGCGACGACAUCGUGCACAGUGUCGCACAUUCGGAUGAGACUGCGGGCGGUGCAGUCACCACGGGCGACGCUUCUGCAAGCUGA
Messenger RNA from Sporothrix schenckii 1099-18, 2385 nucleotides. RefSeq lists its product as uncharacterized. The coding region runs from base 1 to 2385 and encodes 794 amino acids. NCBI's taxonomy places the organism in Eukaryota, Fungi, Ascomycota, Sordariomycetes, Ophiostomatales, Ophiostomataceae. The record is from RefSeq and is a predicted model, not a curated record. Gene Ontology annotation, molecular function: protein binding. The transcript has 2 exons.